This is a messenger RNA of Vittaforma corneae ATCC 50505, 618 nucleotides long. RefSeq lists its product as uncharacterized. The transcript has a single exon. Lineage: Eukaryota; Fungi; Microsporidia; Nosematidae. The annotation marks the transcript as partial. The record is from RefSeq and is a predicted model, not a curated record. Gene Ontology annotation, cellular component: membrane; endomembrane system.
AUGGAGAAAGUAACUAACAGCCUCGUGGAAACUAUUGUAAACGAACAGAAAAUUAAACUUUACAAUACUCAAAAUAGCUCAAAUGUUCAGAUAAAUGUUGAAUUAAACUCAUAUUUAAAUUGCAAUGAAACAAAUGAUGAUCGGUUGAGCAAAAUCAAAAAAAGAAUGAUAUUCAUGACAAAAGUAAUAUUGUUUAUAAUAUGCUGUUAUGCUGUUACUCCUUACUCGAACAAUCCAAAACAAAGAGAAUAUAAGCACACUUAUUCUGAUCUCAAAUUUUUAUAUUUUACGAAUCAAUCCCUGUACUUCACCGUUCUAACCGUGGCUGUUGGCUUCAUAUACAGACUCAAGCCUAGAUUGUUUGAAUUUUACAACACACUCCUUCCAGUUGCACUUACUUUCGAAAUUGUUGUCACGGGGGUGUUUUGGAGUCUUUAUUUCGUUGAUAAAAAAUUAAUUGUAAAUACUAACUUUCUCAAACCGGGGUAUGAAACACCCAUAUUGACAGAGCUAGGACUGCAUCUUUUUCCGUUGAUUUUAUUGAUUUUAGACCAGGUUGAUGUUAAGCUGAGACAAACUAGAUUGCAAUCUUGGUUCAUGACGUGCUAUCUAGCAUUA